Molecule: messenger RNA, 2340 nt
Organism: Closterium sp. Naga37s-1
Lineage: Eukaryota; Viridiplantae; Streptophyta; Zygnematophyceae; Desmidiales; Closteriaceae
Source: the annotation of a GenBank genome assembly
AUGCACUGGCCUGCAGCUACCUCUCCUGUCCUGCUCGCCUCACCCAUCAACCCGCACUUGCCCUUUCCUCUCUUCUGUGACCCGGCCCAUGCACAUGCCUGCAGCUACCUCUCUUGCCUGCCGCAAUCCUUUGACUCGCCUCUCUGGUUCGACCAGGCCACGUUGGAGGAGCUGCGAGGCCACGUUGGAGGAGCUGCGAGGCACUCCUCUAGGGCCAACUUGAGGCGUGUGUACGAGGAGCAGGUGGAGCCAAUCUUUGCUGCUGUGAGGGCCAACUUGAGGCGUGUGUACGAGGAGCAGGUGGAGCCAAUCUUUGCUGCUGUGAGGGCCAACUUGAGGCGUGUGUACGAGGAGCAGGUGGAGCCAAUCUUUGCUGCUGUGAGGGCCAACUUGAGGCGUGUGUACGAGGAGCAGGUGGAGCCAAUCUUUGCUGCUGUGAGGGCCAACUUGAGGCGUGUGUACGAGGAGCAGGUGGAGCCAAUCUUUGCUGCUGUGAGGGCCAACUUGAGGCGUGUGUACGAGGAGCAGGUGGAGCCAAUCUUUGCUGCUGUGAGGGCCAACUUGAGGCGUGUGUACGAGGAGCAGGUGGAGCCAAUCUUUGCUGCUGUGAGGGCCAACUUGAGGCGUGUGUACGAGGAGCAGGUGGAGCCAAUCUUUGCUGCUGUGAGGGCCAACUUGAGGCGUGUGUACGAGGAGCAGGUGGAGCCAAUCUUUGCUGCUGUGAGGGCCAACUUGAGGCGUGUGUACGAGGAGCAGGUGGAGCCAAUCUUUGCUGCUGUGAGGGCCAACUUGAGGCGUGUGUACGAGGAGCAGGUGGAGCCAAUCUUUGCUGCUGUGAGGGCCAACUUGAGGCGUGUGUACAAGGAGCAGGUGGAGCCGAUCUUUGCUGCUGUGGUGGCCGAAGCAGAGGGGGAGCAGGGGAUCCUGCAUGACUCUUCUGCUGCUGCUGCUGCUGCUGCUGCUGCUGCUGCUGCUGCUGCUGCUGCUGCUGCUGCUGCUGCUGCUGCUGCUGCUGCUGCUGCCGCUGCUGCUGCCGCUGCUGCUUCCCUGCUACCCUGUGCUCGGUGGGAGAUCCUCACAGCUGACCAGCUCACCCGCUCUAAUGGGAAGAACGGCAGUGGGGAAGAAGACCGUGGGAAGGGACAAGAGACAGGGAGGGGAGAUGGAGCAGUAGCAGGUUCAGCGUCAGUCGCACAGCCACUUCAACAGAUGCCCGAUUCUGAUGCUGUGUGCUUGCUGCAAGUGGUGCCUCCUGUAGGGGGCAACGAGGUUACCAUCAGCUACGGGGAGAAGGGCAACGAGGAGCUUCUGUUUCUCUAUGGCUUUGCCAUUCGCAACAACCCCCACGAGUGCCUUAUGCUCAACUACCCCCCGGCUCAGCUCCAGGAAGACCCAUGCGCCGACACCAAGCUACAGCUCUUGGCCGUGCAGGACCUCUCGCUACAAUGGAUCAUUCCGCGUUCCUCCAAGUAUCCCAACGAUCAUCUUCAAUAUGGUGGUGCUUCAUCUGCCAGGACUAGGAAGGAGCAGGGGCAAGAGGAGAGGCAGAGGCAGGAGGAGACGCAGGGGCAGGAGGACAAGAAGGAUCAGGAGGAAACGCUGGGGCAGGAGGAAAAUCAGGGGCAGGAGGAGAAGUUGGGGCAGGAGAAAAGGCAGGGGCAGCAGGUGCUUCAACAUAAGCAAGUGCAGCACGGGCAGCAGAAUGAGGAGGAGGGUGAGGGGGAGCAGGAGGAGAGUGACCAUGGGGGUGUUUUUCCCCCCGGCAUGAUGGCAGCACUUCGAGUGCUCUCACUCACAGUAGCCCAGGUGGAGGCUGCCACCUCAGCACUUCUGGAGGUACGUGUUGCUGACGUGGAGUACAGCAUGCAUAUGCCACACGCACGGGAUGCAGUGAGGGAGGCAGCAGGGGGAGAUGCACAGGCGCUGCUGCUGUGCUGCAACAGCGACAAAACGACCCAUCACCACCCAUCUACAUCCCUUCCGUUCCUCCCCACAUCACAGCGCAAGGCAGCAUUAGGGGCGGGGUGUCUAAGCCCUGCAGAUGCGGGGGAGGCAGUGAGGGAGGCAGCAAGGGGAGAUGCACAGGCGCUACUGCUGCUACUGCAACAGCGACAAAGCCACCCAUCACCACCCAUCUACAUCCCUUCCCUUCCUCCCUACAUCACAGCAGAAGGCCGCAGCAGGGGCGGAGACUCUGAGCCCAGCCGAUGCCAGGGAGGCAGUGAGAGAGGCAGCUGGGGGGGAUGGACAGGCGCUACUGCUGCUGCAACAGCUGCUGCAGCAACGGUGAGGGCUCGUGGGUCAGGCAUGGAAAGUGGAGGCAUCAGGCAUGAAUCAUGA